CCAUUGAAAAGGCGGCGGCGGCCGAGCGACCCCAGCCACUCAGCGCAGCGAGCAGGGAACGUGCGGGACAGAACGCGGGGCUCGCCUCACCCGCCUCACCCGCACAGCCACUGCGAUCCACGCGACACACACGAGUCUCCAGUCCAGCCAGCCAAAUGGACAGCACUGCCAAGGCAGAGAGCGGCUCCAGCCAGCACUUCCUGCAGCCAGCCUGCUACUUUGCACAGAGCCUGCAACUGAGCCCGGGGGACGGACAGCAGCAGUCCAAUGCCAAGUCCGGUGCCAAGCAGGUCAAGAGCAGAGGUCGUCCUCCCCGGAGCUGAUGAGGUGCAAGAGGAGGCUCAACUUCAAUGGCUUCGGCUACAGCUUGCCCCAACAGCAGCCGGCGGCAGUGGCCAGGAGGAACGAGAGGGAGAGGAACAGGGUCAAGCUGGUCAACCUGGGCUUCGCCACCCUCCGGGAACAUGUGCCCAACGGGGCGGCCAACAAGAAGAUGAGCAAGGUGGAGACCCUCCGCUCCGCAGUAGAGUACAUCCGAGCGCUGCAACAACUGCUGGACGAACAUGACGCUGUCAGCGCUGCCUUCCAGUCCGGGGUGCUGUCACCUACCAUCUCCCCAAACUACUGUCAUGACAUGAACUCUAUGGCAGGAUCUCCUGUCUCCUCCUACUCCUCCGAUGAAGGAUCCUACGACCCCCUAAGUCCAGAGGAGCAAGAACUGCUAGACUUCACCACCUGGUUCUGA
Messenger RNA from Staurois parvus, 745 nucleotides. Lineage: Eukaryota; Metazoa; Chordata; Amphibia; Anura; Ranidae. The record is from the annotation of a GenBank genome assembly.